This is a messenger RNA of Mesorhabditis belari, 669 nucleotides long. NCBI's taxonomy places the organism in Eukaryota, Metazoa, Nematoda, Chromadorea, Rhabditida, Rhabditidae. The record is from the annotation of a GenBank genome assembly.
AUGGUUUCCUCGAUUUCCAAUGGUCUCUACUCGCUGUGUAUUGCUUUCGUCUAUCGAUAUUAUGUGCUCUUGCAUUCGGGAUCCAUACGCACGAUUUAUCUGCUGCUCAUUUGCAUUCUAGUCGCUUGUCCCUCCGUUUUUCACGCGGUCAUCCUCUCCACCGUAGACGACAAUCCCGAGGCUCUAAAGCCUCUAUUGGCAUCGAUCUUCGGCUACAAUCUCACAAAUCUCGUCGUCUCCGGCCAUCUUUCGAUUCUCCGUUUCUGGACAAUGUACGCUAUCAUUUUCGCUUGUAGCAGCACCGUUGUCGCCUAUUCGAUCAUGUUUUUGUGUCGUCGGAGAGUGCUGAGUGCCCUCUCAACAAUGGAUAUGAGUCCAAAGACGAAAAUCGUUCAUCGAGACCUAAUGAUGGCUUUGACCGUGCAAUCGUUGCUUCCACUCGUCAUUGUCGUGUGUUCGAUGAUGUACGGCGCUCAGCAGUUGAAUUUCGUCCACUCAACCACCAUGGAACAAUUGGUUUUACUUAUAACCGCCUUCAAUCCGGUGCUCAGCCCGUUGUUCAGUCUCUAUUUCGUUCGACCAUAUCGAGAUUCGAUCCUCAAAUGGCUCAAUCGACCGAAGCUCCGGAAAGCACAUUUGCUAAGCAUCUCAGUCGCUUAUUCGAUGAAA